This is a messenger RNA of Heterocephalus glaber (naked mole-rat), 5728 nucleotides long. It is a transcript of the gene Arap2, whose product is annotated as ArfGAP with RhoGAP domain, ankyrin repeat and PH domain 2. Lineage: Eukaryota; Metazoa; Chordata; Mammalia; Rodentia; Bathyergidae. Gene Ontology annotation, molecular function: phosphatidylinositol-3,4,5-trisphosphate binding; protein binding; GTPase activator activity. Gene Ontology annotation, cellular component: cytoplasm. Gene Ontology annotation, biological process: signal transduction; positive regulation of GTPase activity. The record is from RefSeq and is a predicted model, not a curated record.
CGGAGCUCUCGGCCCGGCCGGGGCGCGCGUGGCUGGCCGGCCGCGGGGACCUUCUCGGCGAGCCGGGCCGCUGGGCACUUUCCCGGUACAUUUCCAGAGCGCAAAGUGCUGGGUUCUGGUUUCUGCCCCUUGGAUUUCGCUCCCGCGUGUGGACGUCUAAAAGGAAACCAGAAGCGGGUUUAAGCACAUGAAACAUUCUAUGUGGAGAAAAUAGCAUUUUGAGAAGAUAACUUUUCCAGUGAUAAAGCAAAAACCAGUAGAGAAGUGCAUCCUCUUAUAUAUCAGUCUCAUUGUGCUGCUUUUUAUAACUUAGCUUAGUAAUGAAACCAUUAUGUCCUCAGUCAGUGAAGUGAAUAUUGAUAUCAAAGAUUUCUUAAUGAGCAUUAAUUUGGAGCAGUACCUCUUACAUUUUGAAGAGUUUGGUUUUUAUACUGUGACGGACUGUGCAAGAAUAAAUGAUAGUGUGCUACAUGAAAUUGGAAUAUCACCUACAGGACACCGUAGGAGGAUACUAAAAAAAUUGCAGAUGAUCUUGUCAAAAAUGCAAGAAAUCCCAAUAUAUGCAAAUGUUCAUAAAACAAAGAGUGAUGACACUUCAAAGGAUCGCCAUGCUCCAUCUUCUCAUCAGAACACCUGCAUAGAACUUUCUGAUUCUGGAAGUUUUCAGACACAUAGCUCAACAGAGUUGGAGACAGUUGUAAAAAAUCUAGAUCAAAAUGACAUUCAUAUGGCAAAGAGCCUGUCUUUUCAAUCAGAUGAUAAGUUCUCUCUUUCUGAACAUGACUUUCCCAUUUCAGAAGAAUCACACUUGAAUUUCGAUUCUCACGAUUUAUCAUCUGGUAAAGUAGAAUCUUUGGCUAUAAAGAAGACUAUGGAUUGUACAACUAAAGAACAGCAAACAGAAAAAGUUGAUUUGUUAUCAGAAAACUUGAGCAUCCUUCCGAAUGCAGACCCUGAAUGCCUUUCUUCCCUGGACUGUUCAACAUCAGGAGCACAGUCUGGAAACGGAACUAAUGGCUUAUUAGAAAGAUCACUACCAUCCCCGUUGUUUCAGUUUCAAGGAGAAAUGGUUGUAAAUGAUUUGUAUGUUCCGUCAUCACCAGUCCUGUCACCUAUGAGAAGUCGUAGCAAGCUAGUUUCAAGGCCAUCUCGAUCUUUUCUGCUGAGACACCGACCUGUUCCAGAUAUUCCAGGGGCAACAAGAGGAAUUUCAGGGAGCUACUUCCAUGAGAGAACUGUUACUACCUCAACUGGAAAAUCUGUGACACUGCCAAAUUCAAACGAGGAGAAUUCAUCUUCCAUCUUUCCUUAUGGAGAGACCUUUCUCUUCCAGAGACUAGAAAAUUCCAAGAAGAGGUCCAUAAAGAAUGAAUUUUGGACCCAUGAAGAACAACUCAAAGGGGAAGCAAGUACUUCAAUGAACUCUUUUUCAAUCAAAUCAAGCAUAUAUGAUAAUAGAAAAGAGAAAAUAAGUGAAGACAAAUUAGAGGACAUUUGGAUACCUCGAGAAGACAAAAACAAUCUCUUACAAGACUCUGCUUCUGAAUCAGAAUACUCAACAGUAGAAGAAUGCUUUCAGAGUUUAAGAAGAAAAAAUUUAAAAGCACCUAAAUCUAGAACUCAAAAAGCAUUAAAUUUGGACCCUGUUAAUAGGCACAGUUAUCCUUUAAGUUCAACAAGUGGGAAUGCGGACUCAUCAGCUGUUUCCUCAAAUGCCAUCUCUCCUUAUGCCUGUUUUUAUGGAUCUUCUACAGUAAAGGUUAAAUCAGGAUGGUUGGACAAGCUCUCUCCUCAAGGAAAACGUAUGUUUCAGAAGAGAUGGGUGAAAUUUGAUGGCCUUAGCAUUUCUUACUACAAUAAUGAAAAGGAGAUGUAUUCAAAAGGAAUAAUUCCCCUUUCUGCUGUAUCUACAGUACGAGUUCAAGGAGACAACAAAUUUGAAGUUGUUACAACACAAAGAACUUUUGUGUUUAGAGUAGAAAAAGAAGAGGAGAGGAAUGACUGGAUCAGUAUACUGUUAAAUGCACUGAAGUCACAGUCCCUUACUCCUCAGUCUCAAGUAGCUGUUGCACCUGAGAAAUGUGGAUAUCUUGAACUGAGAGGGUACAAAGCCAAAAUUUUUACUGUAUUAAAGGGAAGCAGUCUGUGGCUUUGUAAAAAUGAACAGGAUUUUAAGAGUGGACUUGGUAUUACCAUAAUUCCUAUGAAUGUAGCAAAUGUAAAGCAAGUGGAUCGAACUGUGAAACAGUCUUUUGAAAUAAUCACUCCUUAUAGGAGUUUCAGCUUUACAGCCGAGUCUGAAAAAGAGAAACAAGACUGGAUUGAAGCUGUGCAGCAAUCAAUAGCAGAAACUCUCUCUGAUUAUGAAGUAGCUGAGAAGAUUUGGUUCAAUGAGUCCAACAGGAGCUGUGCAGAUUGUAAAGCCCCAGAUCCCGACUGGGCGUCCAUCAAUCUCUGUGUUGUCAUCUGUAAGAAGUGUGCAGGACAACAUAGAUCUUUGGGACCAAAAGAUUCCAAGGUUAGAAGUCUGAAAAUGGAUGCCAGCAUUUGGAGCAAUGAACUCAUAGAGCUUUUUAUUGUCAUUGGAAACAAAAGAGCAAAUGAUUUUUGGGCUGGUAACCUUCUAAAAGAUGAAGAAUUACAAAUGGACUCACCAGUAGAAAAGAGAAAAAACUUUAUUACUCAGAAAUAUAGAGAAGGAAAAUUCAGAAAAACUCUUUUGGCCUCUCUGACCAAAGAAGAAUUAAAUAAGGCUCUGUGUGCUGCUGUAGUGAAACCAGAUGUGCUGGAAACAAUGGCUUUGCUCUUCAGUGGCGCAGAUGUCAUGUGUGCCACUGGAGACCCUGUGCACAGCACUCCCUAUCUGUUGGCCAAGAAAGCUGGACAGAGUCUGCAGAUGGAAUUUCUGUACCAUAACAAGUUCUCAGAUUUCCCUCAACAUGAUAUUCAUUCUGACACUAGGCUAAGUCAAGAGCCUGCCCAGGCCACAUUCCUCUAUGACUUCUUGUAUCAAGCUCCUGCUUCUGCUUCUAAAGUAUCUUCAGAGAAGAAACUACUUGAAGAGACAAAUAAAAAGUGGUGUAUUUUGGAAGGAGGCUUCUUGAGUUACUACGAAAAUGAUAAGUCUACAACACCUAAUGGCACCAUUAACAUCAGUGAAGUUAUCUGCCUGGCUAUACACAAAGAAGACUUCUAUUUAAAUACUGGGCCUGUUUUUAUCUUUGAGAUCUACUUACCCUCAGAGCGUGUGUUUUUAUUUGGAGCUGAAACAUCUCAAGCUCAAAGAAAAUGGACAGAGACUAUAGCCAAGCAUUUUGUUCCCUUUGUUGCUGAAAACCUAACAGAAACCGAUUAUGAUUUGAUUGGUCAACUGUUCUACAAAGACUGCCAUGCCCUGGAUCAGUGGAGAAAAGGCUGGUUUGCUCUGGAUAAAUCUAGUUUACAUUUUUGCCUUCAAAUGCAAGAAGCUCAAGAAGAUAGAAUGCACUUAAGACGACUGCAAGAGCUAACAACCAGCACAAUGAUUCAAAAUGGGGAAAAAUUGGAUGUCUUAUUCCUGGUAGAAAAAGGGAGAACAUUAUACAUCCAUGGGCAUAGCAAGUUGGAUUUCACAGUCUGGCAUACUGCAAUUGAAAAAGCAGCAGGUACAGAUGGUAAUGCAUUACAAGAUCAGCAGCUCAGCAAAAAUGACGUUCCCAUUAUUGUGAACAGCUGUAUAGCAUUUGUUACACAGUAUGGUUUGGGAUACAGAUAUAUCUAUCAAAAGAGUGGUGAUCCUUUGCACAUAAGUGAACUCCUGGAGAAUUUCAAGAAGGAUGCAAGAAGUUUUAAAUUGAGGGCUGGAAAGCAUCAGCUUGAAGAUGUGACAGGCGUGCUGAAGAGAUUUCUCUCUGACAUUGAUGAUGCACUUCUCACUAAAGAACUCUACCCAUACUGGGUCUCUGCCUUAGAUACACAAGAUGAAAAGGAAAGAAUUAAAAAGUAUGGAGCAUUUAUACGUACCCUUCCAGGGGUCAACCGUGCAACCCUUGCAGCUAUAAUUGAACACCUUUACAGGGUUCAGAAAUGCUCAGAAAUCAAUCACAUGAAUGCCCAUAAUUUGGCUUUGGUGUUUUCAUCAUGUUUGUUUCAAACUAAGGGACAAACUAGUGAAGAAGUGAAUGUAAUCGAAGACCUAAUUAAUAAUUACGUUGAAAUAUUUGAGGUUUCCCAGGCUGGAGAUUUGUUAAUUGAAGUGUAUGUAGAAAGGAAGGAACCAGACUGUAGUAUUAUAAUUCGGAUAUCUCCUGUGAUGGAAGCAGAAGAAUUAACUAGUGACAUAUUAGCAAUAAAAAAUAUCCUUCCUACAAAAGAUGAUGUGUGGGCCACAUUUGAAGUCAUUGAAAAUGAAGAGCUAGAGCGUCCUCUUCACUACACAGAAAAUGUAUUGGAGCAGGUGCUUCGGUGGAGUUCAUUAGUUGAACCUGGUUCUGCUUAUCUUGUGGUGAAGAGAUUCUUAGCUGUUGACACAAUUAAACAUUACAGGGAAAAAGGCAUCAAGGAAGGAGUCUUGAAAAUCAAAGAAGAGCCAUCUAAGAUACUGUCUGGAAAUAAAUUUCAAGACCGAUAUUUUGUUCUACGAGAUGGAUGCCUCUUUCUUUACAAGGACCCAAAGAGCAGUAAACAUGACAAAAUGUUUCCUCUUACUUCAAUGAAGUUUUAUCUUGGUGUGAAAAAGAAAAUGAAGCCUCCAACAAGUUGGGGUUUGACCGCAUACUCUGAGAAACAUCACUGGCACCUGUGCUGUGAUAGUUCACAAACCCAGAUGGAGUGGAUGGCCAGUAUCUUUAUUGCCCAGCAUGAAAAUGAUAUAUGGCCACCAGCUGGAAAGGAGCGAAAACGUUCAAUAACCAAAAAUCCCAAAAUUGGAGGUUUACCUCUAAUUCCUAUCCAACAUGAAAGAAAUGCAACCCAAGCCCGAAGAAAUAUUGAGAGUGCAAGAGCAGAGCUUGAAAGGCUGCGGCUCAGUGCAAAGCAUGAGAGAGAGUCCAUGGAACCCAGCUUAAAGGACAGAGCCUCCAUCGUGGCGCAGUGCCUGGAGCACAAAGAGGAUAAACUUCGAAAUCGGACCAGAAAACACCGGAGUUUCGUCUGUCUAGAGGACACAGAGGCUGAGGCCCAACAGGGGCAACAGAAAGGCCAGAAGGACCUAAAGACAUUGAAGAAGGCUGAGGACAGGAAUAACAAAGCUACCUUGGACUCAGAUCAUAAAUUGCCAUCGAAGGUAAUUGAAGAACUUAGUGUGGUUCUACAGCGGUCAAGAACCCUGCCUAAAGAGUUACAAGGUGAACAGAUUUUGCAGAAAGAAGUAAAAUGAAUUGAUCCACAAAUUAUUUUUUUAAGUAUUGUAUACAGUGUGUGUAAAGUAGAAACAAAACUAUAAAAUAAUUCAUGAAUUUAUAGGCAAACUUGGUCUAUAUUUAAGAAAUGUGUCUAUCUAAACUUAAACAUUUAAAGAGCAUUAUAAAAUAUGUAUAUAUGUGAUUAAGUGUAAGAUUAACUUUGUUUUGCUCUGAACAAAACUUGUAAAGUUCAAUUGUAUUAACUUUGUGUAAGAAAGCACUGAGUUACCCUUAAGUGGUUGACCCUUUUAAAAUAGUGGUCUGCUAAGUGGGUAACUUAUAAGCAGGAAUCUCAGACUGUACUGUAUUGUAUAAAAUGCUGUGUUUAAAUAAAGCCUAUGAAACUA